Messenger RNA from Fragaria vesca subsp. vesca, 1927 nucleotides. Its product is annotated as probable WRKY transcription factor 14-like. Bases 170 to 1663 code for a protein of 497 amino acids. The record is from RefSeq and is a predicted model, not a curated record. The transcript is spliced from 3 exons. Gene Ontology annotation, biological process: regulation of DNA-templated transcription. Gene Ontology annotation, cellular component: nucleus. Gene Ontology annotation, molecular function: DNA-binding transcription factor activity; transcription cis-regulatory region binding. NCBI's taxonomy places the organism in Eukaryota, Viridiplantae, Streptophyta, Magnoliopsida, Rosales, Rosaceae.
CUCUCUCUCUCUCUCUCUUUGCUUCAGCUCCACACACCAUUAUCGAUCACAGCUAGCAUAUCUGCUUGAUCAGACCUAAAACCCCAAAUUAUUAGCUUAUAUGCUGCUCUACGUCAGCUAGGGUUGAUUCAAAUGACAGUUUUUCUAUACUAGUUUGUGUAUUAGUAUCAUGUGCAGCUUGUCCAUGCCAAUUGGGAUGGAGAAUUAUCAAGGCGAUUUAACUGAUAUACUUCGAGCUGGUGCUGCUGCUACUGGAUCGUCCUCAUCGUCGGCUUAUCAUUCCGAAACAAUGAACUCCGAGAGUUGGCAGUUUUCCUCCGAUGAUAACCAUUCUAUGAAAUUCUCGACGUCAAUAGCCAUGGGAGAAGAAGUAGAAGACGCAAGGGACAAUUUCGGCGAUCCGUUCUCGUCCUACAUACGCGAUCCACUUCUUCACGAGCUGACGUCGUCCACUUCCACCGGCGGCUUCUUCAGUUCGACUCCGGAAAUGAACAUCAGUGUAGACAUGGAAGCUCGUGCGGCGCCGUUUGGUGCUUCUCAUGUACUUGGUCAACACCAUCAUCAAGGUGAAGUUAGUAAGAGGUCUGCUUGCAACAACAUAUUCUCACGUAUGCUUCAGAUCUCCCCCGGCGGCGACGUGGCGGGGUGUGAUUCGGUGGCGGUGUUGGGGUCGUCGCCGAGGGGAGGAGGAGGAAUCAAGGCGGGGCCUGGUGGUGUUAUGGUUGGAAGCGACAUGAUUAAUGCAAACAGCUCAAAAGGUUGCUUGCUCGAGAACACCGGAGUUGGGGUGCAGAUCUCAUCUCCACGGAAUCCGGGUAUCAAGCGAAGGAAGAGCCAGGCGAAGAAGGUGGUAUGCAUUCCAGCACCAGCAGCAGCAAACAGUAGGCCAACUGGAGAAGUAGUUCCAUCUGAUCUGUGGGCAUGGAGAAAGUAUGGUCAGAAACCCAUCAAAGGUUCACCAUACCCAAGAGGUUACUAUAGAUGCAGCAGCUCAAAGGGUUGCUCAGCAAGGAAACAAGUAGAGCGUAGCCGGACUGAUCCAAACAUGUUGGUAAUCACCUACACUUCCGAGCACAACCAUCCCUGGCCAACCCAGAGAAAUGCUCUUGCCGGCUCAACCCGAUCCCAGCCAUCGAAAGCCGGUGCCGGUUCAAAGACCUCUCCUAAUACGGGUCAUCAUCAAAAGCCAAAUAGCCCAGCAAAGGAAGAACAGAAGGCUGCAGCUGACGGCAUGAACGAGGAUAAUCAUGUACUGUCUCCGGUUAAUGCAACUGUUGGGAGUAGUUCAACAGUUAAAGAAGAGUUUGAGGACAUUGAGAAGCUGCAAUUAGAGAUCGAUCAACCUCUUCAUCACCAUCAUCAGCAUGAUAGUGAUCAUCAUCACCAGUUCAGUAAUCAUGAUCAAGGGUUUCCUUACAGACCAUCAAUGCCUGAACAGUCCAACAACCAAUCAGAGGAUUUCUUUGCUGAUCUAGGAGAAAUUGAAGCUGACCCACUAAACCUCUUGUUCUCACAAUGUUUCACUGCAGAUGAACAGCAAAAGGGAGGAAACAAGGGUGCCAUGGAUGCCUUCAAUCUCUUUGAUUGGUCUGGAGAUCAAAACACCAAUAUCACCCCCAACAACGAUCCUUCAUUUGGUCAUGAAGCUAAGAGGGGUCUAUAACAAGAGCAACGUACCCUUGAAACAACUUAACAUCCUCCCGACUAAACAAGAGUUCAGACUACUCUUUUUAAGUUAGUUUUUGUGGUAAUGUUUUGAUAUGAAUCUUCCGGUGUGUAUUGAGUACGUAAGACGAGAUGAACCACAUUUUUAAAUCACAUUAGAUAACUUUGUUGCGACAGGUUAAUUGUUACGUACAUUUUAUCAUACACGUUAUUUGAUAUAUAAUGUGUCACUAAUGUGGUCUAAAAAUGUAGUUGCUUUAGC